AUGACGUCCAAAGUUCCAGCUAUCGUAAGUGCUCACUGCGGGGAGGAUAGCUCGGUCCUGAAUCGCCUCAGCGAUCGCGCCAAAGAGGCCCUCGACCUCGUCGCGAAGUUCGUCGAGGAGGAGUGUAUCCCUGCCGACCCCGUAUUGGAAGCCCAAAUCGGCCAGGGCGACGCGAGAUGGGACCACCACCCGGCCAUCGUCGACGACCUCAAAGCCAAGGCCCAGAAGCUGGGUCUCUGGAACAUGUUCCUGCCCAAAGGCCACUACAAGGAGUCUCCGGGCUUCACGAACCUUGAGUACGGCCUCAUGGCCGAGUGGCUCGGCAAGUCGAGGGUCGCGUCCGAGGCCGUCAACUGCGCGGCGCCCGACACCGGCAACAUGGAGGUGCUGGCCAAGUACGGCAACGAGGAGCAGAAGAAGACGUGGCUCAAGCCCUUGAUGGACGGCAAGAUCCGUUCUGCGUUCUUGAUGACGGAGCCCGACGUCGCCUCGUCGGAUGCUACGAACAUUCAGCUGAGCAUGCGCAAGGAGGGCAACGAAUACGUCCUCAACGGUUCGAAAUGGUGGUCUAGCGGUGCUGGAGACCCUCGCUGCUCGAUCUACAUCGUCAUGGGCAAGAGUGACCCCAACAACAAGGACGUCUACCAGCAACAGUCCGUUAUUCUGGUCCCCGCGGACACCAAGGGCAUCACGAUCCACCGCAUGCUCAACGUUUACGGCUACGACGAUGCGCCCCAUGGCCACGGCCACAUCAGCUUUAAGGACGUCCGCGUGCCCGCAAGCAAUCUCGUUCUCGGCGAAGGACGCGGCUUCGAGAUCAUUCAGGGCAGACUCGGCCCCGGCCGCAUCCACCACGCCAUGCGUACCAUCGGAGCUGCCGAGCGCGCUCUCGAAUGGAUGCUGAUGCGCAUCAACGACCCCACCAAGACGCCCUUCGGCAAGCAGCUGAGGGAACACGGCGUCAUCCUCGAGUGGGUAGCCAAGUCGCGCAUCGAAAUCGACGCCGCGCGCCUGGUCGUCCUCAACGCGGCCAUCAAGAUGGACGACCACGGCCCGAAGAAGGCCCUGAAGGAGAUCGCCGAGGCCAAGGUCCUCGUCCCGCAGACGGCGCUGACGGUCAUCGACCGGGCCAUCCAGUCCUUCGGCGCCGCCGGCGUCUGCCAGGACACCCCGCUCGCCAGCUCUUGGGCCGGCAUCAGGACGCUCCGUCUCGCCGACGGCCCCGACGAGGUGCAUCUGCAGCAGAUGGGCCGCAACGAGAACAAGAGGGGCAAGGAGGUCACGGAGAAGAUCCAGAGGCAGAAGGCGAAGACGGAGCAGCUGAUGGUGCAGUACAAGACCAAGACGGUACAGCCGGGAGCCAACAUCAACCGGUCCAAAUUGUAA
Messenger RNA from Colletotrichum karsti, 1386 nucleotides. RefSeq lists its product as uncharacterized. Bases 1 to 1386 code for a protein of 461 amino acids. NCBI's taxonomy places the organism in Eukaryota, Fungi, Ascomycota, Sordariomycetes, Glomerellales, Glomerellaceae. The transcript is spliced from 5 exons. The record is from RefSeq and is a predicted model, not a curated record. Gene Ontology annotation, molecular function: flavin adenine dinucleotide binding; oxidoreductase activity, acting on the CH-CH group of donors.